GACUUUCCAAGCAGUACAUAUCUCUCUCUCUCUCUCUCUCUCUCGCACUAGCUCUCGCUCAGACACACAGUAUGAAGACUUGUCUCUGCCUCAUUUUGGCCAGUUUGGCAAGUGUAGCCCUGGGCCGACCGGAGCCACCCCUGCCGUCCUCGUACUUCCCCUCGGGAUCCGACUCAUCCGGUGGCAACUAUCCGGCGGCCAGUUACGGACCACCGCAGCAGCAGCAGCCGGUCAUCCACAAGCACGUGUACGUGCACGUACCGCCACCCGAGGCACCGGAGUACAAGGCUCCGAAGUACGUGGCCCCGGCGCCGCCGCCCCAGAAGCACUACAAGAUCGUGUUCAUCAAGGCCCCGACCCCGCCUACACCCACGGCUCCGGCUCUGCCGCCGCUGCCACAGCCCGACGAGGAGAAGACUCUGAUUUACGUGCUGGUGAAGAAACCCGAGGAACAGCCCGAGCUGGUUAUUCCUACCCAGGCGCCCACUCAGCCCAGCAAGCCCGAGGUCUACUUCAUCAGAUACAAGACUCAGAAGGAUCAGCAGGGCGCCUACGGACCACCAAACGCGACGCCCGGAACCCCGAUCGACAACUACGGCCCACCAAGCGGCGGCAACGACGGACCCUAUUAACGCCGGCGAAGCUGAAAAAGUGAAAACGCAUCGUCUCUCGCUCUCCGCGCGGACGAUCUAGAUUUUUCCAACAACUGUACAAUGCGCGCAGCUCCUUUCUCCAUUAUAUGCAGCAGCGCGAUCAACGAACCGCCAACUGCGCGCGCGAUUACAAAAACUUGCGACGCCGCAAGUGGUGCAUCAGCGCGUUAUACUUACGCGCGCGAAGCAUCUCCAACCACCGCGACUUUUUUCUAUAUACCUACACACACACACACACACACACACUCUCGCAGUUUCGUAAUCGCCCUCGCGCUCGGCUAUUCUUCCACAAUGCUGCUGUACUUAUAUAGUGUUGUAUACAUGAAAACUUAGUUUAUUGUCCCUCUCCUCGAUCUGUCUGUAUAUACUAUUUUUUACACUAUGCAUUUUUGUAUACCGAUGAUGUCAAUUAAUUUUAUACUAUACAUGAAUGUACGUUUGUUUGUUUGUUUUUUCUUUUUUUUUUUAUACUUUUGUACGUAAAACGAGGAAAAAAAAAUCAUAAGUGACUCACGCGAUUUUGUUCGGUCGUUAUGAGAAAAUACAAUAUUUUUUUAUUAAUCACAAAA
Molecule: messenger RNA, 1222 nt
Organism: Nasonia vitripennis (jewel wasp)
Lineage: Eukaryota; Metazoa; Arthropoda; Insecta; Hymenoptera; Pteromalidae
Gene: TWDL2
Product: tweedle motif cuticular protein 2
Exons: 3
Coding region: 72-632 (186 amino acids)
Source: RefSeq, marked validated